ACAAAAUGGCGGCCGUCACAAACUCUUUACGAAGGCUGUAUCUAAACGGCAUUAGAAAGAACAGCAGAUACGUAUUGAGGGCACUGGGCGCAAAUGUCACUUCACAACAUCAACAAAGACGAAAUCUCUCCAUUCACGAGUACCAUAGCAUGAAGAUUCUCCAAGAUGCUGGUAUCCUCACACCAAAAGGAGGUGUCGCAAGGACUGCAGAUCAAGCCUAUGAGAUUGCUUCCUUGCUAGAUGAGGCAGAGAAUAGUGGAGACAUGGUGGUAAAGGCCCAAGUAUUGGCUGGAGGACGUGGUAAAGGAGAAUUUGAAGGUGGCUUUAAGGGGGGCGUCAGGAUUGUGUUCUCACCUGAAGAGGCCAAGGAAGUUGCAUCAAGAAUGAUUGGGAAAAAACUAAUCACUAAGCAAACAGGAGAACAAGGACGAAUUUGCAAUGAAGUGUUUGUAUGUGAGAGGCUGUAUGCAAGAAGAGAAUACUAUUUUGCUUUGGCACUGGAAAGAAAGUUCAUGGGUGUGGUUCUAGUUGGAAGCCAACAAGGUGGUGUCGACAUUGAGUCUGUUGCCAAGGAAACACCUGAUGCAAUCGUCAAACACCCUGUCGAUAUUAUGACUGGGCUGUCACUUGAUGAUGCUAAGGAAUUUGCUAGGAAAAUGGGUUUCUCCUCUAAAUGUGUUGAUCAAGCGGCACAAUGGAUGUUAUGCCUGUAUCAGAUCUUUCUAGAGAGGGAUGCCGUGCUACUGGAGAUCAACCCAAUGUCAGAAGACUUGCUUGGCAGAGUGAUAUGCAUGGACUGCAAGCUAUUGUUUGAUGAUAAUGCUGAUUACAGGCAGCCAGAGAUAUUUGACCUGCGUGACUGGUCUCAAGAGGACCAACGAGAAGUACUUGCCGCCAAACACAACUUGAACUAUAUUGGUCUUGACGGCAGUAUUGGGUGCUUGGUCAAUGGUGCUGGUCUUGCCAUGGCAACCAUGGAUAUUAUCAAGCUGCAUGGUGGAGACCCUGCCAAUUUCCUGGACGUUGGUGGUGGUGCCACUAUUGAACAAGUACAAGCUGCUUUCAGGAUUAUAACUGAGGACAAAAAGGUUCAUGCUAUUCUUGUCAACAUAUUUGGAGGAAUCAUGAGGUGUGACAUCAUCGCUGAGGGAAUCAUUGCUGCCGCCAAGGAGUUACAACUAUCAAUACCUGUUGUUGUACGCUUACAAGGAACACGGGUAGAAGAUGCUAAAGCUCUGAUUGCAGCCAGUGGUCUUCGUAUUAUUGCUUGUGAUGACCUUGAAGACGCCGCUGAGAUGGUCGUUCGAGUUUCCAACAUCAUUGAAUUGGCGCGAUCAGUGGAUCUCAACGUCAAAUUUGAACUCCCUAUUUAAACAAUAUUAG
Actinia tenebrosa (Australian red waratah sea anemone) is the source of this 1383-nucleotide messenger RNA. RefSeq names its product succinate--CoA ligase [ADP-forming] subunit beta, mitochondrial. Gene Ontology annotation, cellular component: succinate-CoA ligase complex; mitochondrion. Gene Ontology annotation, molecular function: ATP binding; succinate-CoA ligase (ADP-forming) activity. NCBI's taxonomy places the organism in Eukaryota, Metazoa, Cnidaria, Anthozoa, Actiniaria, Actiniidae. Gene Ontology annotation, biological process: tricarboxylic acid cycle; succinyl-CoA metabolic process. The record is from RefSeq and is a predicted model, not a curated record.